GAGAUCAACUUCAAAGUCAGUCAAUGUCUUUCACAAAUGCAGAAAACAAACACAACCCCACUCAAAUUUUACAGGCAUACCCUCUCUGCAACUUUUCCAUUCUUUUCUUCUCAGUUGCAAACAGAAACAGCGGCAGCUACUGUUUGUUGAACCAAAACAAUGGAGAACAUAGUUUCCAUACUUGAUCACAUGCCUGUGGGAUUCAGAUUCCGUCCCACAGAUGAGGAGCUUGUCAGCUAUUACCUCAAACACAAGUUGCUCGGUGAUGAUUUCUCUGUUCAGGUCAUUCCAGAGAUCGACCUUUGCAAAGUGGAACCUUGGGACGUGCCAGCGAAGUCAGUGAUCAAAUCCGAUGACCCAGAGUGGUUUUUCUUCAGUUCUGUGGAUUACAAGUACUCCAAUAGUAAAAGGGUCAACAGGACCACCGAACAUGGCUUCUGGAAAGCCACUGGAAAUGACCGUAAAAUUCGGAUUGGUGGCACUAACAAUGUCAUUGGGACAAAGAAGACUCUUGUUUUCCACCAAGGCCGCGUUCCCCGUGGUGUCAAGACCAACUGGGUUAUUCAUGAAUAUCAUGCUCUUACCUCCCACGAAAGCCAGAAGACUUUUGUUUUAUGCCGCUUGAUGAAGAAAUUUGAGAGAAAACAUGAAAGGGGAAUUGAGGCACCAAACCUUCCUGACUAUGGAAAUCCGAUACCAGCUGAAGAAAUUCCAUCUGUAGUAGAUGUUUCACCUAGAGUGAUUGUGGAUCCAGACUUUCCAGAAGAUAUUUUCUUCCCCCCAGAACAACAGUCUCCAGUUGGUAUUGAUCUGGGAGAAUUGUUCCUAAACCCCUCACCACUCGAUGCUUGUUUUGGAAAUGAAAGCUCCAAUGCGCAAAUUCCAUUUCUAGAUACUGAUGAUGAAGAUGAGUUCGUAAAUUCAAUAUGGGUUGAUGAUGAAGAGCUUGUCAUCAAUGAAGAAAGAAGACACUGUUUUGUCAAUCGUUCCACCCAACCAAAGUCAUUGAGAAGGGUAUACAAUGCAAGCAGUGGCACAGAUGCUGAAGUUGUCUCUAAUCUGCAUGCCAAUAUUUGUUCUGGUGAAUACUCUGGUGCCAUGAGUAGUCUAGAUUCUAAUCGUGAAGCACACAAAGGAAAAAAGGAGAGUAUCAUUCAAGAUGAUUUCUGGGCAGUAGAGACAUCCUCUUGUGACUCAACUGCAGAUGAACAUAUUGAAAUUUCUAGUUCUUCCUCCACUCGUGCAAGAUUGGAAAACCGGUGUAAUCCAAGACCAGACAACUUCNUAUUACAAAAAACUGUUGCAGGAAGACCACAAACCCAGAAGAAGGUUUCAAACAAUGCAGUAUCCCAUGUAGAGACAAGGAGGGAAUUGGUCACUGUGAAAUCAGAGAAAGAUCAGAAAAAUGCUGAAAAUUCUAGUUCAAGGAGGAUCCUCAAAAGCAGAAGCCAUCAAUCCUCUGAUGUCAAUAGCAAAGGUUCUUUCCUUUACAUGGAAACGAUUUCAUCAAACCAAAACCUAUUUCCACGUUCGGUAUAUCUUGUCAAUGUGGUCAUAGGGAUUGUGUUGUUAAUAGUCAUUAGUUUGGAUGUAUUAUUAUCUUAGAACAUAGAAGUAAAGGUAGUCUGCUACCUGGUUAAUAUGAAAGGCAUCAUAAGUUUAAACUACACAGGGUAUUGAAACCCUUAUUACUAUUUCGUUAUAAGUUGCAUCAUGGUA
This is a messenger RNA of Vigna radiata var. radiata (mung bean), 1719 nucleotides long. RefSeq names its product protein CUP-SHAPED COTYLEDON 3. NCBI's taxonomy places the organism in Eukaryota, Viridiplantae, Streptophyta, Magnoliopsida, Fabales, Fabaceae. Gene Ontology annotation, molecular function: DNA binding. The coding region runs from base 160 to 1605 and encodes 481 amino acids. The record is from RefSeq and is a predicted model, not a curated record. Gene Ontology annotation, biological process: regulation of DNA-templated transcription. The transcript is spliced from 6 exons.